Molecule: messenger RNA, 621 nt
Organism: Penicillium antarcticum
Lineage: Eukaryota; Fungi; Ascomycota; Eurotiomycetes; Eurotiales; Aspergillaceae
Product: DsbA family protein
Exons: 5
Coding region: 1-621 (206 amino acids)
Source: RefSeq, a predicted model, not a curated record
AUGUCUGUGCCUCCUAAGUUUGCUGGGCUCAAGCUACCUGGUGCAUCUCAAGAGACGCCCCAUACUCUUGAAAUGUAUCUUGACUAUGUCUGUCCUUUCUCGGCCAAGAUGUUCAAUACGUUCUACACGCUGAGACCAAUCAUCGCUGAGCGCUAUGGUUCUCGCCUCCGAAUUAUAUUUCGGCAGCAUAUACAGCCGUGGCACCCAUCGUCCACGUUGACUCACGAGGCCGGUGCAGCCAUCCUCAGGGUUGCCCCUGAGAAAUUCUGGGAUUUUAGUGCUGCACUGUUCAAGCACCAAGCCGAUUUCUUCGAUAUCAGCGUGGUCAAUGAAACGCGCAACAAAACAUACGAGCGACUGGCACAAAUUGCAAGCACCGUGGGGAUAGACGAGAAGAAAGUACUUGAUUUGCUAACCAUUAGCGAAACACCCGGUGACGAUGGGCAAUUGAACGUUGGCAACCAAGUGACCAACGAUAUCAAGUGGAUGGUCAAAGCGGAUCGCGUAGUGGGAGCCCAUGUUUCACCCACCAUUUUCUUCAAUGGAGUAGAGGAACGUGGCAUCAGUAGCAGUUUCACCGCUACCCAGUGGGAAGAAUGGCUGGCCAAAAACGUGAUUUGA